Messenger RNA from Diospyros lotus (date-plum), 2168 nucleotides. RefSeq lists its product as uncharacterized. NCBI's taxonomy places the organism in Eukaryota, Viridiplantae, Streptophyta, Magnoliopsida, Ericales, Ebenaceae. Gene Ontology annotation, cellular component: U2 snRNP; U12-type spliceosomal complex; U2-type spliceosomal complex. Gene Ontology annotation, biological process: mRNA splicing, via spliceosome. The record is from RefSeq and is a predicted model, not a curated record. The coding region runs from base 121 to 1890 and encodes 589 amino acids. The transcript is spliced from 18 exons.
CCACCAUAUCUCCCCCGCCGAGCUUUCUCCGUCUCCGAUACAAGAUCAAUCGAACCAAGGACCAAAACUGCCUUUCAAUUUCGCUGUAGCGAUCCUUCGCCGACGAGGAAGGAGAAGAAGAUGACGGCCGAAGUAGCGAACGCCGUCGCCGGGGUUCCACCGUACGCCAAUGGCGACUUGAUGCACCAAAACCCUAGCACCGCCACCGCAGUGAAGAAGUCGCGGGAGAGUGAGAGGCGGCGGAGGAGGCGGAAGCAGAAGAAGAGCAGCAACAAGGCAUCUCAGGACCCUCACCGCGACGACAGCGACACCGCGGCCGAAGAAGACGGCUUUAACGAUAACCACGGCAAAGAGAACUCCGAUCCACAGAAGGCUAUGGGUCAAGUUGAAGUUGAGUAUGUACCAGAAAAGGCGGACCUAGAUGGUGAUUUUGAUGAGGAAUUUAGGAAGGUUUUUGAGAAAUUCAGUUUUAUGGAGUCACUGGUGUCUGAGGAGAAUGAUAAACAGGAUGAUAGUGCUGCCAAUUUGGCCUCAAACAAGAAGGUUGAUUCAGAUUCUGACGAGGAAGAGCAGGACCCACAACAAAAAGAGAAAGGCGUUUCAAAUAAAAAGAAAAAGCUUCAACGGCGGAUGAAAAUUGCUGAACUGAAGCAGAUAUGUCCAAGGCCUGAUGUGGUUGAGGUAUGGGAUGCAACUGCAUCCGAUCCUAAACUUUUGGUAUUUCUGAAAUCAUAUAGAAAUACUGUUCCAGUGCCAAGACAUUGGUGUCAGAAAAGGAAAUUUUUGCAGGGGAAACGAGGCAUUGAGAAACAGCCUUUUCAACUUCCUGAUUUCAUUGCAGCUACAGGGAUUGAGAAAAUCAGACAGGCUUAUAUUGAAAAAGAGGAUAGUAAGAAACUCAAACAGAAACAACGAGAGAGGAUGCAGCCAAAGAUGGGGAAGAUGGAUAUUGAUUAUCAGGUUCUCCAUGAUGCAUUUUUCAAAUAUCAAACUAAGCCUAAGCUGACAACACAUGGUGAUCUGUAUUUUGAAGGAAAAGAGUUUGAGGUAAAGCUAAGGGAGAUGAAGCCUGGGAUGCUGUCACAUGAACUAAAAGAAGCUCUUGGGAUGCCUGAAGGUGCUCCUCCCCCAUGGCUCAUCAACAUGCAGAGAUAUGGUCCACCCCCUUCUUAUCCGCAUUUGAAAAUUCCUGGGCUGAAUGCUCCUAUUCCUCCUGGAGCUAGUUUUGGUUAUCAUCCUGGAGGUUGGGGCAAACCUCCUGUUGAUGAAUAUGGUCGUCCACUCUAUGGUGAUGUUUUCGGGGUUCUGCAACUAGAUCAGCCCAACUAUGAGGAAGAACCAGUUGAUAAGACCAAACAUUGGGGUGAUCUGGAGGAAGAAGAAGAAGAGGAAGAAGAGGAGGUGGAAGAGGAGAUUGAGGAAGAGGAGUUGGAGGAUGGCAUUCAAUCAGUUGACAGCCUCUCAAGCACUCCUACUGGUGUUGAGACUCCUGAUGUUAUUGAUCUCCGGAAGCAGCAGAGGAAGGAGCCUGAAAAGCCUCUUUACCAAGUACUUGAGGAGAAGGAAGAAAGGAUUGCACCGGGCACCUUGCUUGGAACAUCUCAUACGUAUGUCAUUGGCACGGGCACACAAGACAAGACAGCAGCUGCCAAAAGGGUUGAUUUGCUUAAAGGUCAGAAAUCAGAUAGAGUUGAUGUGACAUUGCAGCCAGAAGAGUUGGAAGUAAUGGACAAUGUUUUGCCUGCGAAGUACGAGGAAGCGAGGGAGGAGGAGAAGAUGCGCAGUCAACGAGAGGACUUCAGCGACAUGGUCGCAGAGAACGAGAAGAAGAGGAAACGGAAAAUGCAGGAAAAGGAGGGGAAAUCGAAGAAGAAGGAUUUCAAAUUCUAGAACCUCCAUGGCUGUGUGAUUGUAACAUCAAAAAGGUCAGAAGACAUGGCUGAGUUGUUAGACCCCCCAAUGCUCUUAUCAGAGAAUAUUUUCAUUUGUUUUAUGUAAUUUUCAGUCUCCUAUAAUAACAUAGCGAAGACUACUAGAAUGUGAACCUAGAAACUUCAACGAAGCCUGGGCCUACAAGUCGCAGUCAAACUGUCUUGUCUUAAUCUAUAUAGAUAUAUGUAUAUAUAUAUGCUUAUUAGUGGAAUGGAUUUGAACCCUUCUUUCUGCCA